AUGAAACGCACGCUUCUCAUAUCUGGCAAGCGGGCUAACUUCACAACUCUUGCUCUGGAUGUCAAUAAGAAAGACUUGAGCAUUGUCGCUGAUUAUCCAGGGCCUUUCAAUGUCUCCUGGGUCGAGCCCUCGUCUUCGCAUGGUGACGUUGAUCGCCUAGUUGGGCUGUCCGAGGGCGACGAUUCCGGUCUUCUGUACACUUUCGAAAUCGACCACGCGCAAAAGAUUUGCAAUAUCACAAGCGAAAAGUCGACUACGGGAGCUCCUGCCCACUUCAUCACUUUACGCGACAGAUCUGCUUUGGCACUCAGCACCGUGCUCGAAGAUAGAAGGGGUCUGCUAUACUGUCCAGACUUAGGGUCGGACCGUGUCUGGAUCUUCCGUCGCGAGAAGACGAAACUGGAAGUCUGUGGCUGGCUUCAAUGUCCUCCUGGGACGGGCGCUCGACAUGCCGUGCUCACACCUGAUGAAAAACUAAUGUAUGUCAUCGGAGAACUCUCGCACACUGUUGUUGCCUUUGACUUGUCGACUUCUCCUGCCGAAGACAUUCAGCCCAUUGACGGGUUCGCACCAAACGUCGUCCCGCCAAGUGUUGAUCCGGGCCAUCAAUUGAUGAUGGACUCCGCCGAAAUUUGCAUCCAUCCGAACAUCCCAAACGUAUUGUAUGUCAGCAAUAGGUGGGAAAGACACAUUGCAGAGCUCGAACCUCAUCUCGAAAACGUCCCUAAGGAGCUGCCGCCGGGGGAUGCUAUCGCCAUCGUCCUACUGUCAGAUGACGGAAAGAAAGUACAAGAUACCAGACACGUGCGAACCAAUCUUGAUACAAUCCGCGGUAUGCGACUCAGUGAUGACGGGAGCUAUGUCGUCGUGUGUGGGCAAGAGGGCGGCGGGGUUGAGGUCUACGGUAUCGGUGGGGAUAGAGGCGAAGAGGAGAGGUUAGUGUAG
Messenger RNA from Diaporthe amygdali, 945 nucleotides. RefSeq lists its product as uncharacterized. The record is from RefSeq and is a predicted model, not a curated record. Gene Ontology annotation, molecular function: protein binding; 6-phosphogluconolactonase activity. The transcript has 5 exons. Lineage: Eukaryota; Fungi; Ascomycota; Sordariomycetes; Diaporthales; Diaporthaceae. Bases 1 to 945 code for a protein of 314 amino acids.